AAGACUAGGGUUUUGUGCUGUCCUUUCAAACGCACAGUAAUCUUUCUCCUCUCUCGCGUUCCCUGGUCUCAAACAAUGGCGAAGAACAGGAAGAAGAAGCAGCCAAAAGGAGCUGUUUCAAUGGACGUCACGGAACCAAAAGUUUCUGAUUUACCUCAAGACAUGGACACCUCAGAAUCUGGAGCUAAAAGUUCGGUUUCUUCUUCCUUUAACAGAAAGAUCAAGGGAAGAACUAUGAAGAGAUCGAAAAAUGUACGGAAGAAGAAAGCCAUAGCAAAAGCAAUAGCAUCAAAUGAAAAGUCUGUUGAGAAAGUCUCGAAGAAUGAAAGCAAAACAACCAGAACUCAAUCUGCAAAAGCUCUAUAUGACUAGUAAGAGAGACCUCCCUUCUUGACCUAUAAGUAUCCAUCGUCACAGAAGGCUUCUUGGAAGUAUUAUCAAUAUAUCUCUUGCCAUAAGGUGUAAUGUAAUGUAAUUAUAUUACCCCAUGGUGCAUCAUAGCGAAUUAGAUCAAAUGUUCCAGUCCUGCUGCUUGUAUUAAGAUUUUCUACGCCUGAUGUGUUCGUAUCGGUAACCAUCCAAAAUAGUUCAUGCAUAGAUCUGCAAUUUUACUUGAAUCUGAUACUCUUUUGAUCAACCUUCUCUAAUUGAAAGUUUUAUCAUAAUUUUUGGAA
Tripterygium wilfordii is the source of this 674-nucleotide messenger RNA. RefSeq lists its product as uncharacterized. The coding region runs from base 76 to 372 and encodes 98 amino acids. NCBI's taxonomy places the organism in Eukaryota, Viridiplantae, Streptophyta, Magnoliopsida, Celastrales, Celastraceae. The transcript has 3 exons. The record is from RefSeq and is a predicted model, not a curated record.